Molecule: messenger RNA, 282 nt
Organism: Toxoplasma gondii ME49
Lineage: Eukaryota; Apicomplexa; Conoidasida; Eucoccidiorida; Sarcocystidae
Exons: 2
Coding region: 1-282 (93 amino acids)
Source: RefSeq, a predicted model, not a curated record
AUGUACCGAAAUCCACCACCUCUUCGUUAUAUCUGCAAGGCUGGCAAUACCCCAAAACAACUUCGCAUCAGGAAUGCCGAAGGACAAUACGUUGGUACCGUGGCACACAAAGGGCGCUACCUCUCGGCCACCACACACUCCACUGCUCUGAAAAACACGACAUCCUCUCAACAUCAGGCUGUGUAUGUCGCUCUGGUGUAUCAUCCCCUAGUUUGUUGUUCGCCUCUUCACAUCCCAACUGAGUGCGAGACUCACUGGCGAGACAGAGGCUCUUUGAGAUAG